AUGAGCAGUUCUGUGGCCAAACCGGCAAACUUACCUCCUGUAGAAUCACGAGGAUUGCAAGAGCAUCAAAUCCCCACUGAUAACAGCCAACAUUCUAACAAAGGUGAAAGUAGUGCAAAUUUUCUACGUGCUGCACGAGCAGGAAAUCUCGAUCGUGUGCUUGAAUUAUUGCGUUCAGGUACUGAUAUCAAUACUUGUAAUGCAAAUGGACUAAAUGCUUUGCAUCUCGCGUCCAAAGAAGGGCAUCAUGAAGUGGUCCGUGAACUUCUGAAGCGGAAAGCGGACGUUGAUGCUGCGACCAAGAAAGGUAAUACAGCAUUGCAUAUAGCGUCGCUGGCAGGUCAGGAAUUGAUCGUAACUAUACUGGUCGAGAAUGGUGCUAAUGUCAACGUACAAUCACUUAACGGUUUUACACCGCUUUACAUGGCUGCACAGGAGAAUCACGAGCCUGUAGUGCGUUAUCUUCUUGCCCAUAAUGCAAAUCAAGCUUUGGCUACAGAGGAUGGGUUUACUCCACUUGCAGUGGCUUUGCAGCAGGGUCAUGAUCGUGUUGUGGCUCUUUUACUUGAAAAUGAUACACGAGGAAAAGUGCGCUUACCAGCUUUGCAUAUUGCUGCUAAAAAAGAUGAUACAAAAGCAGCUACUUUAUUGCUUCAAAAUGAGCACAAUGCAGAUGUUACUUCAAAAAGUGGAUUCACUCCCCUUCACAUUGCUGCACAUUAUGGAAAUGAGAAUGUCGCGCAGUUGUUACUCGAGAAAGGAGCUAAUGUGAAUUAUCAAGCAAGACAUAAUAUAAGUCCUUUACAUGUUGCAACGAAGUGGGGACGUGCAAAUAUGGUUUCCUUAUUAUUGGCCCAUGGAGCUGUGAUUGAUUGUCGUACGCGGGAUUUGCUUACUCCACUACAUUGUGCUUCCCGUUCCGGUCAUGAUCAAGUUGUCGAUUUGUUGCUAGAAAAGGGAGCUCCGAUCAAUGCAAAAACAAAAAAUGGUUUGGCUCCUUUACAUAUGGCAGCACAAGGGGAUCAUGUUGAUAGUGCACGGAUUCUGCUGUACCAUCGAGCUCCAGUUGAUGAUGUUACAGUUGAUUAUCUCACUCCUCUUCAUGUGGCUGCUCAUUGUGGACAUGUUCGCGUUGCUAAGCUUUUGUUGGAUCGUAACGCUGAUCCAAAUGCUCGCGCUCUUAAUGGCUUUACACCAUUGCACAUUGCUUGCAAAAAAAAUCGCAUUAAGGUUGUCGAACUGCUUCUAAAAUAUCAUGCUGUUGUCGAGGCUACUACGGAAUCUGGGUUAUCCCCAUUACAUGUUGCUGCUUUCAUGGGUGCCAUAAAUAUCGUCAUUUACUUACUUCAGCAGGGUGCGAAUGUGGAUGUGGCUACUGUGCGUGGUGAAACACCACUGCAUUUAGCCGCUCGAGCAAACCAAACUGACAUUGUGCGUGUUUUGGUUCGUAAUGGAGCUAAGGUGGAUGCUACGGCACGCGAAUUGCAAACUCCAUUACAUAUUGCAUCACGUUUGGGUAAUACUGACAUUGUAAUUUUGUUGCUGCAAGCAGGUUCUUCAUCAAACGCUGCCACGCGAGAUCUUUAUACCCCACUUCAUAUUUCCGCAAAAGAAGGUCAAGAGGAAGUAGCAGCAAUAUUAUUGGAUCAUGGGGCGGACAAAAUGCUCCUUACAAAAAAAGGAUUCACUCCUUUACAUCUUGCAGCUAAAUAUGGGAAUCUGGCAGUUGCAAGAUUACUGCUGGAGCGUGGCACACCAGUUGACAUUGAAGGCAAAAAUCAGGUUACACCUUUGCAUGUGGCUGCACAUUAUAACAAUGAUAAGGUGGCGUUGCUACUUCUUGAAAAUGGUGCUUCUGCUCACGCUGCUGCUAAAAAUGGAUACACUCCUUUACAUAUUGCAGCAAAAAAGAAUCAGAUGGACAUUGCUAGUACUCUCCUUCAUUAUAAAGUGCUUAUAUUUUCUACCCAUUUAAAUCCACUUUCUGAGAGUAAAGCAGGUUUCACACCCCUUCAUCUAGCCGCACAAGAAGGACAUCGGGAAAUGGCUGCACUAUUAAUAGAAAAUGGAGCAAAAGUUGGAAGUCAAGCUAAAAAUGGUCUAACACCGAUGCAUCUCUGUGCACAAGAAGAUCGUGUAAAUGUAGCCGAAGAAUUAGUGAAAAAAAAUGCAGCCAUUGAUCCAAAAACAAAAGCAGGGUACACGCCACUGCAUGUCGCAUGUCAUUUUGGGCAAAUAAAUAUGGUUCGUUUUUUGAUUAAGCAUGGCGCUCCAGUCUCUGCUACUACUCGUGCUUCUUAUACACCAUUGCAUCAAGCUGCUCAGCAAGGACAUAAUAAUGUCGUGCGUUACCUAUUAGAACAUGGGGCUAGUCCUAAUGUUCACACAUCGACCGGACAGACGCCACUGUCGAUUGCUGAACGUUUGGGUUAUGUAUCUGUGGUUGAAGCACUAAAAACAAUUACUGAAACUACAGUAAUAACGGAAACUACUACAGUUACUGAAGAAAGGUAUAAACCUCAGAAUCCAGAAGCAAUGAAUGAAACAAUGUUUUCUGAUUCUGAAGACGAAGUGUAUGCUGUUGUUGUUGUUGUUGUUGAGUGUUUAUUCGUCGAUUCAGCACCGAAUACAUUGGAGGAGGAUGCGUCGCAUCUUCGUGCUUUGGCACACUCGCCGUUGCGCCUAUCAACGUCAGAUGAUCAUGACUUGAGCUUCUUUCCCAAUCACACUUCAAGUCCUUAUCCUUCACCUGGAGCUACUCUUGUUUAUUUAUCACGUGAAGAUAACCAAAUCACUGCUAAUGCUCAUGCCCGUGACUUCUCAGAAAGCCUCACAAAGGGUUUACACGACUCAACUGGUUUGCAUAUAAUUCAUGCUGCAGAGCCGAUGCUGUCGCGAAGUAUCGAAAUGGAAGCGACUGAUGGUGAUCUAGAUGCAUUGAUUCGUAAAGCUCAACACGAACCUUUCACCACAGUAAUGGCUGAUUCUUGUUUAGAUGCUUCAGCUCCCGAUAAUAUUACCAUACAUAGAGCUGCUGUACAACCCAGCUUUUUAAUUUCGUUCAUGGUGGAUGCACGUGGAGGAGCAAUGCGUGGAUGUCGUCAUUCUGGUGUCAGAAUUAUUAUACCUCCCAGAAAAGCACCACAACCUACUCGCAUCACAUGUAGAUAUCUCAGAAAAGACAAAUUGACACAUCCACCACCACUCAGUGAGGGGGAAGCUCUUGCAUCACGUAUACUUGAAAUGGCGCCACAUGGAGCAAAAUUUUUGGGUCCUGUAAUAUUGGAAGUACCUCAUUUUGCAUCACUCCGUGGACGCGAACGGGAAAUUGUCAUUUUACGAUCUGAUGAUGGACAGCACUGGAAGGAGCAUCAACUUGAAGCAACAGAAGAUGCUGUGCAAGAGGCACAUUUUUAUUUGGGAACAGUUCUAAAUGAGUCAUUUGACGCAGAAGAACUGUCUCAGCUUGACGAUUUGCAUACAUCACGUAUCACGCGUAUUUUGACUAAUGAUUUUCCAAUGUAUUUUGCUGUCGUCACUCGUGUGCGACAGGAAGUACAUUGCGUUGGUCCAGAAGGCGGUGUGAUACUCUCUUCAGUAAUACCUCGUGUACAGGCUAUAUUUCCCGAUGGUUCCCUAACAAAAACGAUUAAAGUAUCUGUUCAAGCGCAACCUGUUCCGCAGGAAAUCGUCACACGCUUACACGGAAAUAGGGUUGCCGUAUCUCCAAUUGUAACUGUUGAGCCCCGUCGUCGCAAAUUCCACAAGCCUAUAACUCUGUGUAUACCACUUCCACAGAGUUCAAACAAAGGAAUGCUGACUCAGUACAGUGGUCAACCAGGACAAGAACCACCUACACUUCGUUUACUCUGCAGCAUUACAGGUGGUUCUGCUCCAGCUCAGUGGGAGGAUAUCACUGGAACCACACAGUUGACAUUUACUGGGGAAGAUGUUUCGUUUACCACCACUGUUUCUGCUCGGUUUUGGUUGAUGGACUGUCAGACUCCACGAGAUGCAGCCAGAAUGGCACAAGAGGUUUAUAACGAAGCAAUUGCGGUUCCUUACAUGGCAAAAUUUGUAGUUUUCGCUCGUCGAACUUUUCCUACUGAGGGGCAAUUAAGAGUGUUUUGUAUGACUGAUGAUCGGGAGGACAAAACUCUGGAAAAGCAAGAGAAUUUCUUCGAAAUCGCAAAAUCAAAAGAUGUAGAAGUUUUGUGUGGACGACAUCAAUUUUUGGAGUUUUCUGGAAAUAUACAUCCAAUAACUAAAAGUGGCGAUCAGCUAUCGCUUUACUUUCUACCAUUUCAAGAGAAUCGUCUUUCUUUCAUGAUAAAAACUCGCGCUCAUUCGGAAAAUGAAGCUACUGCUAGUGGACGAAUAUCAUUUAUGAAAGAGCCAAAAAUAAGAGCAGAUAAUUUGCCGCCACAAGCACCUUUAUGCACACUUACAAUUGUUCUCGAUUAUGCAGGCCAGGCGUCAGUGGUAUCUAACAAGUUAUCUGAUGCAGAAACUCCACUUGCACAGAAAUACAUGGGAGCUUUCCAAGAAACAGCUCAAUCUAAUGAUCUACCAUUAACACAAGUUGCACGGUUAAUUGGUGCUGACUGGCAUCGAUUGGCCAGAGCACUUGAAGUUCCAGACUGUGAUAUACGGCAAAUUCGGCAUCAGCUUGUAGGGCGUGAAGCAGUCACAGUUUUGCAUAUUUGGAUAUUUUUGAAAAAAGAACAGGCUACACCUGCUACUUUACGAUUAGCACUGCAACGGAUAGGGCGCGAUGAUGUAGUUCGAGAAAUGAAUCGAAUUCAAGAAACUGGUAGUGUAGAAGAAACACCUAUUUCACACGCGUCUGGAAUGGCAAUGUCAACUACCUCAUUGGAGACAUCAGAUAAGAAGCAUUAUGCAGACGAAGUUUCAACGACGCAACAAGAAAUGCCACAUACACCUUUUCAUCAGCGUACAAAUUAUUAUUUGACGGAACAUGGGACAGUUGAAGAACCACAAAUUCGUGAAGAAGAAGAAGUUGCAGUUUCUGAAAUUCGAACAGUCGUGCGUACUGAGCGACAUGUGCAUAAUUCGGAAAACGGUCCAAUUGUGGAAGAGCGUACAAUAACCACAACAUAUGAAGAUGAUGUUGCCAUAAAUGAAGAAAUUGUUGAUAGAAUAGUACCGCUGAAUGAAGAGGAGCAAGAGAAGUGGAGUCAAAUGGUUGGGGAUGCGCAUAUUAUGACAUAUGAAGACGAAAAGAAUGACUAUUCUCUCGGUUUGUAA
Molecule: messenger RNA, 5268 nt
Organism: Thelazia callipaeda (thelaziosis nematode)
Lineage: Eukaryota; Metazoa; Nematoda; Chromadorea; Rhabditida; Thelaziidae
Source: the annotation of a GenBank genome assembly